Molecule: messenger RNA, 2784 nt
Organism: Anopheles stephensi (Asian malaria mosquito)
Lineage: Eukaryota; Metazoa; Arthropoda; Insecta; Diptera; Culicidae
Gene: fwe
Product: calcium channel flower
Exons: 6
Coding region: 241-852 (203 amino acids)
Biological process (GO): vesicle-mediated transport
Cellular component (GO): membrane
Source: RefSeq, a predicted model, not a curated record
AUUGUUACUUGGUACGCCAGAGCAGCAAAACGCUAGCAAAAUUUACGUAGAGCGUGAAAAGGAUUAAAAGUUUGUGAAUUUGUCUAACUAACGGACCCGCUAGCGUAAGCUCCACCUGUGCACGGUGUUUGCUGUGUCCGUGCUGUACAACUACCCCCUAAAAGCGUCCAGCAACUCGAUUUACUUUCUCCAAAGUACGGGAGAAACAGUAGCAGCGCCCCGAAGAAAGCAAUAGCAAAAAUGUCGUUCGCGGAAAGAUUAACCACCCUAAUGGCCCGUCCCGGCCAGGACAAUGUGCCGCGGGAUGAUGUGCCGUGGCAUCUGAAGUACGGUGGACGAGCGGCGGGAAUCGUCGGUGGAUUCUUCGCCGUCCUGUUCGGGCUGUACAACUGCAUCGGUAUACUGCUUGGGGAUGUUUCCUGUUUGAUCAGUGGCAUCCUGCAGAUUCUGGCCGGAUUCAUCGUGCUAGCAAUAGAGGCACCAUGUUGUUUCAUCUUCAUAGACUUUGUGCAGCAGGCGGCAGAGAAGGCAGACCAGCGGCCGUACUGGAACCGGGCAGUACUCUACUGUUCCAUUGCUAUCCUGCCCGUAGUGCUCUGUAUAAGUUUGGGAAGCCUGUUCGGCUGUGGGCUCAUAUUUGUUACCGGCAUGCUGUACGGUAUGAUGGCGCUUGGCAAAAAAGGAUCUCGUGAGGAUAUGGCGGCGAUGGCCUCCCCGAACGCUAUGUCCCCGGUGCAGGGCGUACCGUCAACGGACCAACACUCCACCCUGAUGGAGGAUCCCGAUAGCGUCGUUAGAGGACAUGCGAGCAGCAGCGGCAACAACGUCGGCGGGAGCCAGCUCGUCCGCUGAGCAGGGCAACGGUAUGUCGUCGGUCGAGGUCGUCGGUGGCGGUGGUGGUAGUACGACGACCAAGCAGAACUCCACGCUAGUGUAUAAUGUCCAACCGAUCUCUUACAGCUCACCGCCCCCGUACGAUAGUGUAGCUUAGUUGCGGAACGCAUUCGCAAGCGUUCAAAUUAUCUCUCGAGCAGAUAGCCAAGGCGACGCGCGAUUGACUGAGGAGCGGGCGCCCAGAUAGACGGCAUUAUUGUUUCCCUAUGGAUACUGUGCGCCCGGAAAGUAUAGCCAAUUUUGCUACGAAAUUUGUGGAGAGUUACUUGGUUUAGCUUAAGAAUACGCGCUACUCCAGCUUUUUUUCUAUCAAAUUAUCUUCAGUUCCUUCAGUUCCGGAGAUUUCGGUGCGAACAAGUGAUGUACAAUCUGUACAAUUGUAUAGAGCGAGAAAGUGAGAGAGAGAGAGAGAGAGAGAGAGAGAGAGAGGAGAAAAACACUAAAAUAUCAACCACUGCUUAUCGUAACAAUCUUGAUUUGAACUGCUUUAUUUUUAAACGAUUUUAAACCUAUGGAACGAAAACACGCAAGAGCGGAAUGGAGAUGAUGCACUACAUCUAACAAGGAAACAAAUUUAUUUUUGCUUUGCAAUUUGGUGGAACUAAUACGUUUUGCACAAGACAUUGGGAGUGGACAUUACUCUUUUUUGCUGCAAAAACCUUUUGAUUUUGUUUCAUUCUUCUGUACAUCCAAAGCAAUAGUUUGUGUUGCUCGAGCAAACGCACUCUCUCGUCCGUACGCUUGCUUUUAGUAUUCACCAAAGGACCAGAGGUAUAAUAUUUAUGAGACCUAACUUAUCGAAAUGCUCUUUCAUCUUGGUUAAAAAUGUGAUAAUUUUAGUCCCUAUCCCGCCCCCCUAUUCGAAUGCAAGCAAUGGAAACAAUCACAAAGGAAUCGGAUCGGUCAAUUGCAAGAAUCGUUUCGAGACCUCAAACAGACAGACAAACGGACAGAGUGGUACAACACAUUCCAACCCACGUAUGCCUAUUUGGGUUUUGUGCAGAAUAAGCACGUUUAGAAAUAUCGCUACACUCACGUUUAUCGGUAAGCGUUUACGAGCAUAUCCUUGCGCGAGAUAUCCUCGCACAGAGAUUGAGCUGCCUGUUUUCUUUUUUUCUUAUCCUGCGCUUUGCAGAGGAACGUAACGUGCUGCAGGCUUAGGUGGCCUAAGAGUUUGAAGGGUCAGUGGAAUGGACUGGAGCAACGCGGUUGUUGUUUCGGUCCAACAGCAAAGCGUCGAAUAAAUGUCCCGCUCCUUCCCGAUAACAGCUAGAGCCUAAGUUACAUAUCCUGGAAGCAACAUUACUGUUAAUGCUUCUUGCUCGUGCGCCCCCCGCCCGGUGUCGGCUUCCGCUGUGAAGCUCAUGGCUUCGAAGCAAAGCAUCACGAUGACUUUCACGGGGUGGCAAGCUGAAAUCGGGAGAGAGUUAAAUAGUUAAAUAAUGAAAAUUAAACAGACGAUUAACGAUAUCAACGAUGCUCUUCUAUCAUGCGUGCGAAGAAAACAAAAAAGACGAUACUCGACACAGUGCGAACGUACGCGUGCCGACCUACGGUUGGGGAGAAGAAAAUAAAGUCCUCCAUUUCGCAUGUAGAUAAGCAUGCAUUAUGUAAAGAAUACCAUAUUUACAUAAUAUAUAUAUAUAUAUACAUAUACAUAUAUCGUGUACGAUACAAGAAACCGAUAGACGCGCAUAGAGAAAUAAAGUAAAAGAGAAACACAAACAAAGCAAAACAAAAAACGUUGAAGAAGCAAGAACUAGAGAAGAACUAGACAAAAGAAACCCGUAAAAUCAACAAGUAAGUAAAAAAAAACUGGUAGCAAAAUAAGAAAUAUCGACAUAAACGAGUGCAGAAAAUAAAGGAAUAAGAAUAUUACCGUUACCACUA